Zophobas morio is the source of this 1827-nucleotide messenger RNA. RefSeq names its product zinc finger protein OZF-like. The coding region runs from base 218 to 1597 and encodes 459 amino acids. The transcript has 3 exons. Lineage: Eukaryota; Metazoa; Arthropoda; Insecta; Coleoptera; Tenebrionidae. The record is from RefSeq and is a predicted model, not a curated record.
CUGCAAUAAAAUAAAAUGACAGCCAAGUGACAGCUCCUGUCAAACACCCCAAUUUAUUAUUGUUGUUAUUGCAGUUAAUUCCCAUCAAUUGCACGCGCGGAGCCUUCGCGAGCCACCAAAACACCACUUCCACCUCCGCGCCCGCGAAAUUGGCUCCAACGUGCCACUUACUUUUAUAGGUUAGAAAUGGGCUGUGAUUAAAUUAGCCACAUUUAAGAUGUGUGCGGCCGCCAAUCUCACCGCAUUCACAUACUGGCCGGCAGUCGAGACCCACAUACCAGAAAAUUCCAUCCAGACUUACCCCACAACGAAUUUCGUACCCGACAGCCCCAAAAGCAAGUUCUUGCGACAGUCCAUGUUUUUCUUCAACAACAUCACGAAACAGGAGUUCGUGCCGAUCGAGAAGAGCGACACUAAGCAGAUUCUCACGCCCCUGAACGCGGUGCAGUUCACUAGCGAGCCUGAAAUCAAGCAGGAAGACGGGAGGGUUAAGAAGAGUUUGGGGGAGAAGGCGAGACCGUACUUUUGUGAUGAGUGCGGGAAGUCGUUUCUUUUGAAGCACCAUUUGACCACGCACGCACGCACGCACACGGGGAUCAGGCCACACGUGUGCACGCACUGCGGGAAGAGUUUCACCCAUAAACAUUGUUUGAAUACCCAUAUGUUGCUUCAUUCGAGUGACAGGCCGUAUCAGUGUUUGGAAUGCAAGAAGAGUUUCACGUUGAAGCACCACCUAAUCACGCACAGUAAAGUGCACAGUCGGGACAAGCCAUUUGUGUGUACAGAGUGUGGGCAGGCUUUUCCAGUGAAGCGCCAUUUGACCACCCAUAGUAAGUUUCACGCCGGGGAAAGACCGUACGUGUGCGAGGACUGCGGAGAAUCCUUCGCACAAAAGGAGCACCUGGUGAUGCACUCCCGCUUCCACGGCUCACUCAACUCCUUCGCCUGCAGCGACUGCGGCGCCACCUUCACCCGCAAGUUCGAACUGGUCAACCACGGCCGCCUCCACGGUAAACAACCCCACAGCUGCGUCGUCUGCAACAAAGAGUUUUUCCAAAAACGCACCCUCCUCGCCCAUAUGCGCUGCCACAACGGGACCUACCCCUUCACAUGUUCGAGCUGCGGCGAGUCCUUCCAGUCCAAGCAAGACCUCACCUCGCAUAUCAAAUCAAACCACUCGAAUCAAUCGCAAAUCAAGCAAAUCUGCAGCGACUGCGGCUGCGUUUUUAACACCGCGGAAGCGCUAGCCCUCCACGUGAAACUACACUCCGGGGAUUCCUCCCUCGUGAACGACCUCUGCGUGUUGACGUCCGGGCUGAACAACACGAUCUCCAACGUACAAAGUUUGAACAAAUCAAAGAGUUACGUGUGUCAGCACUGUUCCAAAGGGUACAGUGCUAAACAUGGGUUGCAGCAGCAUAGUAAGAAACACCCGGAUGGUAGCUGUGCCUUAAGAUCUCACGUCUGUAAUGUGUGUAGUAAGGGGUUUUUCCAAAAGAACCAUUUGUUGUUGCACCAGAGGCAGCACAUGGAUCCGAGUGAGAGGAAGGGGGAUUAUCGGGGACAGAGUGACGUCAAGUCGCGCGAAAAAUCGUAACUUUUCUGUGAUUGGUUGAGAACAAGUGCCAUGGGGCUGUUGGUAAUCACGCUGUGUUUUAUGCUUUAAUUUCUGAUGUAAUAAUGACUUAGAAAAUCGUGUUUAGUGCUAGCGUUUACCUUAUUUAUGUAAAGUAGACUUAGGAAGAGCGAUUUAAACAUUCAAUUGUUACGGUCUUAUCUAUAAAAUACACCGUCGGAGGAAGAUUUGUCUUCUUUUAGCCACCGGAA